GGUGUUGGCAAAUCGUGCUUAUUGCUACAGUUUACAGACAAGAGGUUUCAGCCUGUGCAUGACCUUACUAUUGGUGUAGAGUUUGGUGCUCGAAUGAUAACGAUCGAUGGAAAACAGAUAAAACUUCAGAUAUGGGAUACGGCAGGACAAGAGUCCUUUCGCUCCAUCACAAGGUCAUAUUACAGAGGAGCAGCAGGUGCUUUACUAGUAUAUGAUAUUACAAGGAGAGAUACAUUCAACCAUUUGACCACCUGGUUAGAAGAUGCCCGCCAGCAUUCUAAUUCCAACAUGGUCAUUAUGCUUAUUGGAAAUAAAAGUGAUUUAGAAUCUAGAAGAGAAGUAAAAAAAGAAGAAGGUGAAGCGUUUGCACGUGAACAUGGGCUUAUCUUCAUGGAAACUUCUGCUAAGACUGCUUCCAAUGUGGAAGAGGCAUUUAUUAAUACAGCAAAAGAAAUUUAUGAAAAAAUUCAAGAAGGAGUGUUUGACAUUAAUAAUGAGGCAAAUGGCAUUAAGAUUGGCCCUCAGCAUGCUGCUACUAAUGCAACACAUGCAGGCAGUCAGGGAGGACAGCAGGCAGGAGGAGGCUGCUGCUGAGUCUGAUUUUACUGUCUUAACUGCCCGCAUGGGGCCUCCUCACUUGUUCUUUCACCCUUUAUCCUCCUGCUCAGCUGAGACAUGAAACUAUUGGAAAUGGCUUUGUGUCCCAGAAGACUUUAAUCUUUCAAAUUCUUGUAUAACUUUGAAUAAAUGGUUGAUGUUCACUAAAAGAGACAAAUUUUGGAGAUUGCAUUCAUAUCUAUUUACAUUUGAUUUCUAGGUCAACUGAUGUGAUUAUUUUUGUUAAAUGUUGUCUCGUGCCCUUGACUACAAACUGAAUUGUAUUAAACACUACAAAGUCAUCGUGAGUAUUUGAAAUCAGUUUGUGUAGUUAGGUUUCCCAGAACCUGUGGUUACCUAAUGUUUAAUAUUACAGAACUGUCCUCAAAAUUUUGUCAAUUUUCAAGGCUAUAAGGAAAAGCAGAAGGACUCUUAAUUCUGUAUUUAUCAUUUACUUUCUGUAUAUAUAGUUUAAUAACCUGCUUGGGUAUAAUUUGCCAAGCUUCAAUUCUUUAAUGCAUUUGCAUAAAUUCUACACUGUUUAGAGCUUAAAGCUACCGAAGCAUUGUUAGGAAUUGCUUGGACGCUGAAUUUUAAACAUUCUGACAUUGUUAAUGAGCAUGUUCACCUUUUAUUGUCACUAGUCCAAGAAAAAUAUGCUUAAUGUAUAUUACUAAAGGGUAUGUAUGUGUUGACCUGUUUUAAUGCCAAAAGUUUGCUAUUUGUCCAUAAUUUCCUUAAGACCUCUUGGAAAAGGAUUUGUUUGCCUUAACGAAAAUUGUUGAGUAAAAAGGACAGAGGCAAGGAAUUCCUAAAUGAAAGCAACUCCAAGAAGAAUGAAUAUCCACUUUCAGAUGGCACAUUAUGAGUCUUUUCUUAAACACAAUAAUGUUUUCUUUUUCUUUCAUUCACCUGAUUUCUAAAUGCCUUUUUUUUUUUUUUUUAAUACAGGACAGUUUUUCAACCCUAAUGUACAGUGACUGUGUAAAAUUUUUCUUUCGGUGACAACCUGUAAUCUUUAAAAUAUAAUAAGCAUCUUGUCUUUUUUGAAGGAUACAUGACAAUAAGUCUACCAGAGGGGAAAUCCUGUUAAAAAGUAGAAAAACUAGUAAUUGACUCAUUGUGGUGGUUUUAUCCUUUGGGGUUUUUUUUUUCCCUCCUGUGACCUAUAAUGGAAUUGUUAUAGCCGUGCAAAAUAAAAUCCUAUAUAUAAAA
Messenger RNA from Echinops telfairi (small Madagascar hedgehog), 1812 nucleotides. It is a transcript of the gene RAB2A, whose product is annotated as RAB2A, member RAS oncogene family. Gene Ontology annotation, cellular component: Golgi apparatus. Bases 94 to 594 code for a protein of 166 amino acids. The record is from RefSeq and is a predicted model, not a curated record. Lineage: Eukaryota; Metazoa; Chordata; Mammalia; Afrosoricida; Tenrecidae. The transcript is spliced from 7 exons. Gene Ontology annotation, molecular function: GTP binding; GTPase activity.